CUUGAGCAGAAUAGAGGCAGUACUCUGACACGUUAAUGUUUAGCUAUAAAAACUGUAUUAAUUAGUAUUACUAAUACUUGUAUAAGUGAGGCUAAAUAUAUUUCAAUAUAGGCAUUGUAUUGUAGUGUAAUAUUAUUAAGAUUGGCUUAGAAUAGAAGUAGAUCCGUUUAAAACAAAAACUUAUUUUAUUAUGAUGGCUUUUGCAUGUCUGAUGCGCCAAGUUUCGGGAAGCAGUGUGUCUCAUAUGACGCGGUUUUCUGCAAGUGCUCGAUUUUUAACACUGGCAACCCAAGUAGAAGACUUUCAAGUUACCAAUGAACCUGUUCUAGAAUACUUGAAAGGAAGUGCAGAACGAAAAACCUUGGAGACUGCCUUAAAUAAGUAUAAGAAUGAUUGUCAGGAUAUUCCAAUAGUUGUUGGUAAUGAAGAAAUUCGUAAAGGUGAUGUCAAGUAUCAAGUUAUGCCUUUUGAUCAUUCUAAGAAGAUUGCCAAAUAUUACUGGGCAAAUGCAGAUGUUGUUCAGAAAGCAAUAAACACAAGUAUUGAAGCAAGGAAAGAUUGGGAAGCUCAACCAAUUUCAGAAAAGAUAAAAGUUUUCAUGAAAGCAGCUGACCUGGUGAGUGGGAAGUAUCGAAUGGAGUUGAAUGCUGCAACAAUGUUAGGGCAGGGCAAAACUAUUGUCCAAGCUGAGAUUGAUGCUGCUGCAGAACUUGCUGACUUUUACAGGUUUAAUGCAUACUUUGCAAAGGAAUUGAUGAAAUAUCAGCCACUAAGUCCCACUCCUUCAGUAUCAGUGAACACUUUUAGACAUCGUGGAAUUGAGGGAUUUGUAGCAUCUAUUUCACCUUUUAACUUUACAGCCAUUGGUGGAAACCUAGCCUCAGCUCCUACAAUUAUGGGAAAUGUAGUCAUCUGGAAGCCAUCAGACACUGCUCUUUUAGCCAAUUACAUCACUUUCAAGCUGAUGAGAGAAGCUGGCUUUCCACCUGGUGUUAUAAACUUUGUACCUGCUGAUGGGCCUGUGUUUGGUAAUACCAUCUGCUCAUCCCCACAUUUAGCUGGAGUUAAUUUUACUGGCAGUGUGGCUACAUUCCAGCAUUUAUGGAAACAAAUUGCUGAAAAUCUUGAAAGCUAUCAUAACUUUCCUCGUUUGGUUGGUGAGUGUGGAGGAAAGAAUUACCAUUUUGUUCACCCAAGUGCACACGUCCAGUCUGUUGUGAAUGGCACAAUAAGAUCUGCUUUUGAAUUUGGUGGUCAAAAAUGUUCGGCAUGCUCCAGGAUGUUUGUACCAGAGUCAUUAUGGGAUCAGAUAAGAGAAGGCUUGUUAGAAACUAGAAAGCAGCUAAAGCUUGACUCUCCUCUGGAAUAUGACACAUUUCUUUCUGCUGUCAUUGAUGAAAAAGCUUUUAAUAGAAUUAAAGGUUACAUUGACUAUGCCAAGAUGUCCUCAAACUUGGAGGUUAUUGGUGGAGGGAAUUGUGAUAACAGCAAAGGAUAUUACAUAGAGCCUGCAAUAAUUGUUGCUAAAGACCCAAAGGACAGAAUCAUGCAAGAGGAGAUAUUUGGGCCUGUAUUGACAGUAUAUGUGUAUUCUGAUAAACAGCUAGAGGAAGCUUUAACUCUGGCAUCCGACACAGCACCUUUUGGUCUGACUGGGGCCAUUUUUGCUUCUGACGAGAAAUUUAUUGCACAAGCGACGGAGUUCUUGAAAAUGUCAGCUGGUAACUUCUACAUCAAUGAUAAAAGCACAGGAUCAGUUGUGGGUCAGCAACCAUUUGGUGGUGGACGAGUUUCAGGUACAAAUGACAAGGCUGGAGGACCGCACUGUUUAUUACGUUGGACAUCACCACAAGUCAUAAAAGAAACAUUCAAACCUCUAUCUGACUGGUUUUAUCCAUAUAUGAAGAAUUAAACCAAACUCAAGAUGCCUAUAGCUAAAAAUAGUAUUGAAGAAUUUAAAUUUCAGUUCUGUGAAGUUUGGCCAAUUGUGAUAAAGUAAAAGUUCUUCCAGUUAUUGUAGUUUAACUGAAACAUAUACCCAUAUCCAAUUUGUGAGAUUGAAUAUAUUGUGUACAAAAUUUUGUUUUACUGUUCUGUCUGUUUUUAAUCAUAAAAAAAGAUAGCAGCUGCAGUUGUGUCAGAUUUAAAAAUUGUGAAAUACUUGUACAAAAUGGAUAUUUUAGAAUAGACAUCUCAAAUUCCAAAAGCUGGUUAUUUCCUUGAUAAAAGAAAAAUUGUAUGAGGCAGACAUAAUUAAUUAGUCUCUUUCUUGAAACCUUUUGUUAUGUGAGACUCAAAUUUUAAAAUAUUUUAUUUAUUUGACAAUUUUUAUUUCAACGUUCUUUCACUUGGUUCAUGAAUCUCACUUUUUUUGUUAACAACCUAAGAAUAAUUUAUUUUAUUGUAUUAGACAAAUGAUGAGAAUUGGUUUGACCUCUUCAUUAGUGGAUUGGACCUGAGUUUUUAGACAUUGGUUUACUGUUAAACUUUACUUUCUUGAGAUUUUGUUUUUGUUAUGAAUCUGUUAACUUUAAGCAUAGUUAAAGUUUUUCGAAUCUAUCACAUUUUAGUGGACUUAUCCUGUUCCAAAAAUAUAGGCUUAAUGAUGUGAUCUUUGUAUUGCUGGUGUUAAUAGAAACUUUACUUCUUUUUUUACAUGUUUAAGGUGUACAAUUAGUACAAAUGAGUAUUUAGUAACCGGAUGAGCCCUGUGGUGCUCUGUAAAAAGUUUCAUUAGAAUACCAAUGUUUUACCAAUAUUUGAACAAAAGAUAUUGGGCAGAUGUAACACCUAAAUACAUAAUGUUUUAACACAAUAAAGAGUUGUCAAUUUUAA
This is a messenger RNA of Limulus polyphemus (Atlantic horseshoe crab), 2835 nucleotides long. RefSeq names its product delta-1-pyrroline-5-carboxylate dehydrogenase, mitochondrial-like (gene P5CDh1). The transcript is spliced from 14 exons. The record is from RefSeq and is a predicted model, not a curated record. Gene Ontology annotation, cellular component: mitochondrial matrix. Gene Ontology annotation, molecular function: L-glutamate gamma-semialdehyde dehydrogenase (NAD+) activity. The coding region runs from base 191 to 1912 and encodes 573 amino acids. NCBI's taxonomy places the organism in Eukaryota, Metazoa, Arthropoda, Merostomata, Xiphosura, Limulidae.